AAACUAAUCGUAAGGCUAAAAUAAAGAAAGCAUAUGAAAAGAGCAUCUCCGCUCCUCCAAAACACAAAAACAUAACACCUCCAAAAAAUAAAAAAAUAUCAUUUUCAACAAGUUCUCGAACAGUAUUAUCUUCUAAUAAUACAACCAAUAAUAAUAACCUUCAACAAUCUUUAUCAGAUGAAAAUUCAUCUUCUACUGAAUCAUCCGAUGAAAGUAGUUUACUAUUAAUCAAUAGUAGAGAAUUUCAGUCUGCACCACCUAUUAAUGAAAUCAUAGAUAAUAAUAAUAAUAAUACUCAACAAUCUUUUAAUACAAUUAAAGAUAAUAAUACUCAACAAUAUUCUGGUGAAAAUAUAAUCGAAGUUGAUGAUAAUAAUGAUACUCAACAAUCUUCUGCUCUAGAAUGUCCAAGUGCUCUUUCCUCUUAUGCAAGCAGUAAUGAGAUGUAG
Messenger RNA from Dentiscutata erythropus, 449 nucleotides. NCBI's taxonomy places the organism in Eukaryota, Fungi, Glomeromycota, Glomeromycetes, Diversisporales, Gigasporaceae. The record is from the annotation of a GenBank genome assembly.